Messenger RNA from Phodopus roborovskii (desert hamster), 1431 nucleotides. Its product is annotated as general transcription factor IIH subunit 2. Gene Ontology annotation, cellular component: transcription factor TFIIH holo complex; transcription factor TFIIH core complex. The record is from RefSeq and is a predicted model, not a curated record. Gene Ontology annotation, molecular function: zinc ion binding. The transcript is spliced from 16 exons. Lineage: Eukaryota; Metazoa; Chordata; Mammalia; Rodentia; Cricetidae. The coding region runs from base 128 to 1315 and encodes 395 amino acids. Gene Ontology annotation, biological process: nucleotide-excision repair; regulation of transcription by RNA polymerase II; DNA-templated transcription.
UAGACCACACUGGUCUCUGACUUGCUGCUGUGCUCCAGACAGGAUUAUACUUGUGAGCUAUCAUCUCCAGCAAUUUUGUCUUAAAUUAUUAAAGAGUGUUGAAUCAGUAUAUAUCAAUAUAAAAAACAUGGAUGAAGAACCUGAGAGAACUAAGCGGUGGGAAGGAGGCUACGAGAGAACAUGGGAAAUUCUUAAAGAAGAUGAAACUGGAUCACUCAAAGCAACUAUAGAAGAUAUUCUCUUCAAGGCAAAAAGAAAAAGAGUGUUUGAGCACCAUGGACAAGUCCGACUUGGAAUGAUGCGCCACCUUUAUGUGGUAGUAGAUGGUUCGAGAACAAUGGAGGAUCAAGAUUUAAAGCCCAAUAGGUUGACUUGUACUUUAAAGUUGUUGGAAUAUUUUGUAGAAGAAUACUUUGAUCAAAAUCCUAUCAGUCAGAUUGGAAUAAUUGUGACUAAGAGUAAAAGAGCUGAAAAACUGACUGAACUCUCAGGAAACCCAAGAAAACACAUAACAUCUUUGAAGAAAGCUGUAGAUAUGACCUGCAAUGGAGAACCCUCUCUUUAUAAUUCCUUAAGCAUGGCUAUGCAAACCCUAAAACACAUGCCUGGACAUACAAGUAGAGAAGUCCUAAUCAUCUUCAGUAGCCUGACAACCUGUGAUCCAUCUAAUAUUUAUGAUCUUAUUAAGACCCUGAAGGCAGCUAAAAUCAGAGUGUCUGUUAUUGGAUUGUCUGCAGAGGUUCGAGUUUGCACUGUACUUGCUCGUGAAACUGGUGGCACAUACCAUGUUAUUUUGGAUGAAACCCAUUACAAAGAGUUGCUAACACAUCAUGUUAGCCCUCCUCCUGCCAGCUCCAGCUCCGAAUGUUCUCUCAUUCGUAUGGGAUUCCCUCAGCAUACCAUUGCUUCUUUGUCCGAUCAGGAUGCAAAACCAUCCUUCAGCAUGGCGCAUUUGGAUAAUAGCACUGAGCCAGGACUUACACUGGGAGGUUAUUUCUGCCCACAGUGUCGAGCAAAGUACUGUGAGCUUCCUGUUGAAUGUAAAAUAUGUGGUCUUACUUUGGUGUCUGCACCUCACUUGGCACGAUCUUACCAUCAUUUAUUUCCUUUGGAUGCUUUUCAAGAAAUUUCUCUAGAAGACUAUAAAGGAGAAAGAUUUUGUUAUGGAUGUCAGGGGGAAUUGAAAGACCAGCAUGUCUAUGUUUGCACAGUGUGCCAAAAUGUUUUCUGUGUGGACUGUGAUAUUUUUGUUCAUGACUCUCUCCACUGUUGUCCUGGCUGUAUUCAUAAGAUCCCAACUCCUGCAGGUAUUUGAUUUCAGCUUGAAGGACACACACUGAGUGGGUUAAGAAAGCUUGAAACUGUAAAUAAAAUGAAUUUUUGAAUAAAACGAUUCUUUAAUUAAAACAUGAAAACACUUUGAAAGAAGAA